AUGGAUCAACCGUCAACAAGUGAUUCAAAUCUCUCAACAGAUGAAUUCCUUUCACUUCCAUGGCAUAUCAAAAGAGAAAUCCUCUCGAAUCUUUCUCCAUGGGAUCUCAUUCGAUUUGCCGACUCCCAUCCACAAUUUGAACGUCUUGUUUUGAAUCAACCAAAGAAAUUCCAUCUUUUGAAUCAACCGUCAAAUUUGGAAAUCGAUCAAAAAGGAAGUCGACAAUAUUAUUCAAUGGAUUUCUAUGAGUUCAAAAACGAGCAUCAUCAAAAGCACACAAUAAAAGAAAGCGAAAACGAGUUUCAUUAUGUUGAAUUCUACAAAGGAGAUUACGAAGAAGCUGUCAAGAAAUGGAGAACAAAAGCAUAUAAACUAUUGCUUUCAAAUUGUUCACUUCAACAGGUUUCUUCUCCAACAGAAGAAAUGAUCAAUUGGAGUUUCGAGGUCAAAGAACUUCAUGAAGUAACAAUCAAAGAUGUAUCAAUAAUCGAGAAAAUGAUCGAAAAACUCAACUCCUCGUCGUUGGAGUUGGAAGAAACAGUGACACGUUGUGAGCAAAUCGAAGAUGGCUGGGUGAUUGAUGUUGACCUUUUUACACAGAUCAUCACUUCUCCAAAAAUCCGCUCACUUGAAUGUUUUUCAAUUUGGUGUCCACCAAUGUGUCUCCACAAUUUUAUUGAGUUGAAAAUCCCAAAAAUGAUGAUCAGAUUCCCGGAAAGAGACGAUUUCUCUGGAUUCUGUCUCUCUUUUAUGGAACAAGUGAUCAAGCAAUGGGAAAAUGAUGAACGAGAGAUCGAUAUGAUUGUGCUUCGAGUGCCCUUUGAGAGUGACGAUGGAGAGGAUGAGAAUGAAAAUAUUAGAAAUUUCGAGAUCAACGAAAUGGCUCAUCAACUGGCUUUCGGACGAUUGGGAACAUUUGAGGAUCGGACGAUCGAUCGACGAUUCAAGCUCAUUCAAAGAGCGAGUGAUGGUGAAGGCCUUCUGAUCGUGACCGGCGCGCUCACGAUGGCGCUCAUUCGAUGUGACUACAAAAUAAGAAGAAAACGUGGUCUUGGUUCAAUGAAAGCUGAUGAAGAGUUUAUGGAAAGAGUGAUACUUCACUUCAGAAAUCUCAAAACUUUGCGUAAAAAUAUGGAUGAGAGUCGGAAGAGGGGACCCGAGUUGGAAUCUGCUAUUGAAGACGUUGAUCAGAGUAUGUUCACUAUGUUCGGAAUUGAGCCGACUGAAGUAAUCGAGGAAAUCGAUGAAAUCGAUGAAGAAAAAGAACGCGAAGAAAAAUGGAAACAAGACAUUGAGCGGAUGGAGAUCUCGUAUAAAAACCAAGAGCUGAAUCUUUUGCAAGCACUCAAAAAUAUCAUUGAUUAUCGAAAAGGGAUCCCGCGAAGAGAAUUGGCUAUUGAUCAGCUUUGGGACGAAAAGGCGACAAAGAUUAAUUUGAAUUUGAUUCAUGAGAUCAACACUGGUUUCUAUUUGAACUCUUAUCCGAGUAUCUUGGUGCAUUCUCGUUCCGAGACAUGCACUGACGAGUUCGUCGCUGAAUACAUUCGAAUCGGGAAAAUCCCGAAUCUCGACGAUUUCAAAUGGAUA
Mesorhabditis belari is the source of this 1587-nucleotide messenger RNA. The record is from the annotation of a GenBank genome assembly. Lineage: Eukaryota; Metazoa; Nematoda; Chromadorea; Rhabditida; Rhabditidae.